UUCAACUCAACAUGGGGACGAGCGCAGUUUGCAAUUUUCCAGUUCGCAAAAACCCCACACAUCAUGCUCUCCAAGCAAGUCCAAACGCAAAUGGCGCGCUCCGUGUCCAAGCGCUUCUUUGCCUCGGGCAAGGACAUCCGCUUCGGUGUGGAAGGCCGCGCCCUCAUGUUGAAGGGUGCCGAUCAACUCGCCGAUGCCGUCCAGGUCACGCUCGGCCCCAAGGGGCGCAACGUCGUGAUCGACCAAGCGUACGGCGCGCCCAAGAUCACGAAGGAUGGUGUGACCGUGGCCAAGAACAUUGAAUUCCGUGACAAGUUCGAAAACAUGGGUGCGCAAUUGUUGCGCCAAGUGGCCAACAACACGAACGACGCUGCCGGUGACGGCACUACGUCCGCCACGGUGCUCACCCGCGCUAUCUACAGCGAAGGCUGCAAGAGUGUCGCGGCUGGCAUGAACCCCCAGGACUUGCGCCGCGGCAUUCAGUUGGCUGUGGACCAUGUGGUGGCUGAAUUGGCCAAGCUGUCGCAAGACAUUGACGACAAGGAAAAGGUGGCGCAAGUGGCCACGAUCUCUGCGAACAGCGAAAAGGAGAUCGGCGAUUUGAUCUCGGACGCCAUGGAACGCGUGGGCCGCGAAGGUGUGAUCACGGUCCAAGACGGCAAGACGCUGUACAACGAAUUGGAAGUCGUCGAAGGCAUGAAAUUUGACCGUGGGUACAUCUCGCCCUACUUUGUCACCAACAGCAAGACCCAGUCGUGCGAAUUGGAAAACCCGUACAUCCUCUUGGUCGAGAAGAAGGUGUCGUCUGCCCAAGGCAUCGCGCCCAUGUUGGAGUUUGUGUACAAGGCCCAGCGGCCGUUGCUCAUCAUCGCCGAAGACGUCGAGUCCGAAGCGUUGGCGGCGUUGAUCCUCAACCGCAUCCGCGCGGGCAUCAAGGUGUGCGCCGUGAAGGCCCCUGGCUUUGGUGACAACCGCAAGGCCGGCCUCCAAGACAUGGCCGUGCUGACCGGUGCCAAGGUGAUCAGUGAAGACGUCGGGUUGCGUCUUGACAACGCCACGCCCGACAUCCUCGGCACGGCGAAGAAGGUCACGAUCACCAAGGACGACACGUUGAUCUUGGACGGCGAAGGGCCCAAGGACGCCAUUGCCGAGCGCGUAGAGCUGCUCAAGGACUCGAUCGCCGGCUCCACGUCCGACUAUGAGAAGGAAAAGCUGCAGGAACGCUUGGCCAAGUUGGGCGGCGGCAUUGCCGUCAUCAAGGUUGGCGGGGCCAGCGAAGUCGAAGUGGGCGAGAAGAAGGACCGCGUCGUGGACGCUUUGAACGCCACCCGCGCCGCCGUCGAAGAAGGCAUCGUGCCUGGCGGCGGCUCUGCGCUCUUGUGGGCGUCGCGCAACCUCAAGUCUCUUUACGGCAACGUGGCCAACAUGGACCAGAAGGUGGGUAUCCAAAUCAUCGAACGCGCGUGCCGGUCCACAGUGACGCAAAUCGCCAAGAACGCUGGCGAAGAAGGCGCGGUGAUCGUCGGCAAGCUCUUGGAACAGAGCUCGCCCACGUUUGGCUUCAACGCCCAAACUGGCGAGUACGUGGACAUGGUGGAAGCCGGCAUCAUCGACCCCACCAAGGUCGUGCGCACGGGGCUGGUGGACGCGUCCAGCGUGGCGUCGUUGAUGAUGACGGCGGAAGCUUUGAUCGCCGACUUGCCGGAAGAAAACGCCCCCGCGGCCGGCGGCAUGCCCGGUGGUGGCAUGGGUGGAAUGGGCGGCAUGGGCGGCAUGAUGUAAACUCUUGCGUGCCUUUGGACUCCAAACUCCAACAAACCCAUUUAAUGAAUAGAAUAGUUGUUUUCCUCCAAUGUACUAAACUAAGUAGUAUCAUCUCGAGCAGUGGAAUUAACCCACGAUGAUUAGUAUU
Molecule: messenger RNA, 1912 nt
Organism: Aphanomyces astaci
Lineage: Eukaryota; Oomycota; Saprolegniomycetes; Saprolegniales; Verrucalvaceae
Product: chaperonin GroL
Exons: 1
Coding region: 64-1782 (572 amino acids)
Biological process (GO): protein refolding
Molecular function (GO): ATP binding; ATP-dependent protein folding chaperone
Source: RefSeq, a predicted model, not a curated record